Molecule: messenger RNA, 1084 nt
Organism: Haplochromis burtoni (Burton's mouthbrooder)
Lineage: Eukaryota; Metazoa; Chordata; Actinopteri; Cichliformes; Cichlidae
Product: dispanin subfamily A member 2b-like
Exons: 3
Coding region: 112-510 (132 amino acids)
Cellular component (GO): plasma membrane
Source: RefSeq, a predicted model, not a curated record
GCAGCAAGUUUUGUGAGGUGCUUUUUUGAUAUUUAAUGGAUCGGAUUACAUUUUUUAUUUCUCUCUGAUAUCUGAUCCAGUAAUCUAGCUGUGCUGAGAAAAGUUUGAGCGAUGCAUCCUCAAGGUUACGUGACUGACGCUGUGCAGUUGCAGGGCAUGGGUUAUGGCGGACUCCCUGGUCAGCCUGGGGUGGUCCAGCACACUGCUGUGAACAUCACAAGAGGGCAACCAGUCAUCACAGAGCCCCCCAAAGACCAUAUCAUCUGGUCGCUGCUCUGCUUUGUCUACUCAAAUCCUUUUUGCCUUGGACUUGCAGCUCUCAUUUAUUCCAUCAAGGCCAGAGACAGGAAGGUGGUUGGAGAUGUGGACGGUGCACGGCAUUAUGGUUCCACUGCUCGCAGUCUCAACAUUGCAGCCACAAUCAUAGGUGCCAUUGGGUUCUUCAUUUUCAUUAUUACAAUCAGUGUUAUUACGGCUCAAGCAGCUUCCCAUUACAACUAUCGAUAUUAAUCACAUUUAAGCAUUUUCUCCUGUUGUGAUUGGGUCCCAUUUGUGUUUUUCUGCUUAAAAUAAAUUUUGCAACCUUCUAGAACUUUUAAUAGCAUGAUCUGAGGGAAAAAAGCCAUUUUACAAAAGUCUUAAAUGGAAGUCUUCUCUAUUUCUUUACUGAAAAGUUGUAUUUUGAGACUUUGUUACUUGAUGCAGAAAUCUUGUUGGCAAAUAAUUAAGAAUUAAAAAGCUUCAAAUUUCAAUAUAGGUCUCUCUAUUUUACUGUGCUUUACAUAUUUUUGACUAAUUAUAAUUGGAGGAACUGGAUGUCAUCAACUGGUGACAGAUUUUUUUAUACCACGAGUGGGUAAAAGGGCAGAGUGGUGAGUUUUCCUGCUCUGAAAAUGUAUAAACUGACAAUGUUUCAGUCGUGUGCAACUCCAGAAAAUACUACAGCAGAUAUGCAUUUAGUUGGAUCAGAUUUUCAAACCUAGAAAUGUCCCUGGGCCAGACAUUUGAAACAGCCUGCAAGCUACAAGUAUUUAUAAACUUCAAACCAAUAUAAAAGAACUAAUGAAAAAAGUCAUAUUUAUUC